AUGGAACAGGACUACGAUUACUUGAUGAAAGUGCUUUUGAUCGGCGACAGCUCAGUUGGGAAAACUUCAGUUCUCUUGAGAUAUGUAGAUGACACUUAUAACCCUGAGUUCCAAACCACAAUUGGUGUCGACUUUAAAAUUUCCACCAUGGAAUUGCAAGGCAAGGUGAUCAAGCUUCAGCUUUGGGACACAGCUGGCCAAGACCGCUUUAGAAACAUCGUUGCGUCUUACUACAGAGGCGCCCAAGGAGUCAUUUUGAUGUAUGAUAUAACAAAUCAGGCCAGCUUCCAAAACAUCAAAAACUGGUACAAUGAAACCUUGAACCAUCUUCAGUCGUCAACACCCAAAUUACUUGUUGGGAACAAAUUGGAUUUAGCCUCACAAAGAACAGUUAAAUUGGCUGAAGCUCAGGAACUGGCGGACAGGUUGUCGAUGAGUUAUAUAGAAACGUCAGCUAAGAAUAGCCAAAAUGUUAGGUUAGCAUUUGAAACCUUGACGAGAAGCAUGCUGACGCAGGUAAGCACAAGUGAGCCUAUGAAAGGGGUGGGAGGGGCUACUAAAGUAAAAGAUGGGAAAAGUAUCAAAAAAAGUAAUUGCUGCGCAUAA
Molecule: messenger RNA, 606 nt
Organism: Blepharisma stoltei
Lineage: Eukaryota; Ciliophora; Heterotrichea; Heterotrichida; Blepharismidae
Source: the annotation of a GenBank genome assembly